Messenger RNA from Toxotes jaculatrix (banded archerfish), 1374 nucleotides. RefSeq lists its product as uncharacterized. Gene Ontology annotation, biological process: cilium movement involved in cell motility; cilium assembly. The transcript has 9 exons. The coding region runs from base 1 to 1296 and encodes 431 amino acids. The record is from RefSeq and is a predicted model, not a curated record. Gene Ontology annotation, cellular component: nucleus; microtubule cytoskeleton. NCBI's taxonomy places the organism in Eukaryota, Metazoa, Chordata, Actinopteri, Toxotidae.
AUGUGGCAACAUCGUGCACUGAAAGAGGACCAGUUGAGGUCUGGGGCUAGAUUCACUCUGCCCGCCCUGUGUGACAACAAAAGCCUGCUGAUCGGCAGACCACAGCUUCAGAGCAGCAAAGGGCUGAAGCUCGAGGAGGAAAUCGCCUGUACACUGGCUGAAGAUGUUUCACGGAUCCCCUCUGCCAUUCGUGGCACCAUGCGGCAUCUGCACUCUCGGCACUUGGAGGUCAGCCAGUGGCAGGCCCAGAUAUCUGAGAGCAUUGGGCGGGUGGACGGGGAAAUCACUGCAAUGGAUCUGGUGAAAGACAUGGCUGAGUCCUACCUCCAGGAGAAGCAGUUGUACAGUCAGCUCAUGGGCGACUGUGUGGCGGUCAAACAAAGCUUGAGCACAGCCGUCCUGACACAGGACCACGUCCUUAUUCAGCUCAAGAAAGAAGAGCAGCUUAACAGCGAGAUCAGAGAGCUGCUGCAGAAGCAGAUCCGCAUCCUGCUCAACAAGCAGAGCUCUCUGAAGGCGAUCCGCUCUCAGCUGCUGGCAUAUUUUCAGGAGAAGGGCGAAGCCCUGAAGCUCACCACCGAAUGCAUCACCCAUGAGGUCAACACCCUGAGGUCCCAGCUCCCUGCCGGUCAAUACAAACCCAACUAUGUGAGCUACAAGAAGUGGCUGACCCAAUGCCAAGACCUGAGGCUGAUGGCUGAUAACCUGAUUAAAGAAUCUUCCACCUUCAGGGGAAAUCUGUGGUUCACCAUGGCUAAUAUGAAAAAUUCCCAAGAGCGUCAGCGCCGCAGCACACAUGACUCCCUGAGGAAGAAGAUCAAUGAGCUGUGCAGGGUCCAGGACAUGAUGAUCUGGGAGAGGCAGCAGAUAAAAGAUGAGAUUUCUGAUCUGACCAAGGAUGUACAGAAAAUGAUGGGUCAGAUUAGAAACUGUGACUCCAAGCUGCAUCAGGCCACCCACCGCCUGGACAUCCUCAACCAGAGACCUGGACACGAAUGCUGCCUGGACCGGCCCCACAUCAGCCUCACAUUGGAGAAACAAGACCUGGCAAAGAUGGCAGCUGGACUUCACCUAGUUCUGAAGCGCUGCCAGCAAGACCUGGAGCUCACACGCAGGCGUCUGAUGAUUCUGGAGAACAAACUGGGCAAAAAUGCUCAAGCCCUUCAAGUGGAGCAGAAAUGUCAGAACCUGCACGAAAGCUUCCUGCCUGCGCUCAACACCACUGUGGUCCUGGCCAACAAGCCCAAAUUCCACACGACCACGGGCCUCUCUGAUCCUCUCGCCUACUUACAGUAGAGCCAGGUGGAGUGCAUUAGCACUCUACUGCACCCCUGUGGUCUUUUCCAUAUGGUGUUGCAAAAUUGAAUAAAAUAU